AUGUCCAGCGCGGUGAAAAGCGACCACCCGGUUGCGGCUGAGGUGUCGGCCGAGCUCAAAGAGGAGAUCCGCGAGGCGUUCGCCAUCUUCGACCGGGACGGCGAGGACAAGCUGAACGUGCGCGAGCUGGAGAUCGCACUGCGCGCGUUGGGCAUAGACGCCACGGACGACGACGUGGUGGCCAUAGUGGACGAACACGACCCAGACGGCCGUGGAUACGUGACGUGCGACCGGUUCACGGCGGCCGUGGCGAAAAUGUGGUCGGAAAACCGAGCCCAGUUCUACAAGCUCAAGGAACGGCUGGCCGGCGGCGACACGGCCGGCAACGGCAAGGUCAGCUCCGAACACGUCCGGCAAGUGGUCGCGGAAUUCGGUAAAACGCUCAACGCCGAGGAAAUCGAUCAGAUGAUCGACGAACUCGUCAGAGACGACUUCGUAGACUACACGGAAUUCAUGACCACAAUGGUAAGACCGCCAAAGCUCGGUUUAUUGUCUGAUAAGAAAAACGAUGACGCUGAAGACAAUAACGAUGACGACGACGACGAAGACGAUGAUGAUAAUGACGACGAUGCCAAUUGA
Adelges cooleyi (spruce gall adelgid) is the source of this 579-nucleotide messenger RNA. Its product is annotated as calmodulin-beta-like. Lineage: Eukaryota; Metazoa; Arthropoda; Insecta; Hemiptera; Adelgidae. Gene Ontology annotation, cellular component: myosin II complex. Bases 1 to 579 code for a protein of 192 amino acids. Gene Ontology annotation, molecular function: calcium ion binding. The record is from RefSeq and is a predicted model, not a curated record. The transcript has a single exon.